Molecule: messenger RNA, 970 nt
Organism: Astrephomene gubernaculifera
Lineage: Eukaryota; Viridiplantae; Chlorophyta; Chlorophyceae; Chlamydomonadales; Astrephomenaceae
Source: the annotation of a GenBank genome assembly
CACCAACAGCUGUCGUUGGAAACGGCUUGAUGCCGUCUGGGCCAUCCUUCGGCAACGGUCGAUCCGGACGUGCUGGGCGCAGGGGCUUCCGUGAACGGACCUUGGAGGAGCAGUGUGAACACCUGGUGAACGCGGUUCUAGACUGCAAACGUGAGGUUGCGGCCAGCCCCUUCUACUCCCGCCUGCUAGCGGUGCUGUCAGAGGCCGCUUCCAAUCACAUGGCCUACCUAAGGCAGCAGGUACCUCCAGCUGAUCACCACUCGACGAAAUCCGCCACUGCCGUGCAGCCGCAAGCGCGGCAGCAACAACAGCCGCCGCAGCAGGAAGCGGGGCAGCAGCAUGAAAUGCCUCAGCAGCAACCGCAGCAGGAGCAGACGCAGGGGCAAGGGAGAGGGGAUGAAGCUAUGGCUGAGGGGGAGGAGGCGACUGAGGAGGUCAAGGCAAGCAAUGCCGAUAUCCGCAGUAACGGCGACUGUGGGAAACCAGGCAGCAGCAGCGGCAUGGAUGAUGAUGCCGGCGGCGGUGAAGGAGGAGGCGGAGGAAGAGGAGGAGCGGAGGGGAAAGGGGCUCCGUUGUCGUGUUUGCCGUACUCCUCCUCCUCCUCAGCUUGGAGCAGUGUGUACGACAUGGUGGUGUACGGGCUUGGAUCCGUACAUGAGAGCCGGGUGUCCAGGUACCAGCUGGCCCUCGUGCUGCUGCUCCGAGACCAGGUGCUGUCCGGUUUGAGAUCCGCCGUUCAGCUGUACGACCCGGCCUUUGACCAGGUUGACCGGCUGGCGUUGCAGCGGCUGGGGCUGCAGGCCUUGGAUGUCAACGAGGGCGGUGCGCGGCGCGUGACCCGCCCCACGCUGUUCUACCUGCCGCACUGCGAGGGGGCCCUGUGUGACGCGCUGCUGGGGGCGAACUGGGGGCCGCUGACUGAGGGAGCGGCUGCUGCUGCUGCUGCUGCUGCUGCUGGAAUAGACGGGAG